AUGUUUAAGAAAGACCCACAAGUGAAGGCAUCAGCUAAUAUAAAGUCCAGUGAUCGCAAGAAAUUACUUGCACAAGUGGUCCAACUCUACUCGGUUCCUUCAUUGCCUAAGCCAAUUCAAUCAGAGCUUGUACCAACUACAUCUAAAAAGGCAACGUUUAAAACUCAAUUCACUUCAGGUGUAAUCUACUUUUCAGAACAAGAAAUUCCUACUUAUUUCCAACCAAGAGAUGGAUCAAUAUAUCCUACAGUGUAUACAUUAUGGAAAUGUCCUUUCUUGCUCCCGCAAAUUAAAACUCAUCCUCAUGUUAUUGACAUUAUAGCGGGUGGUGCAGACUUGAUGAUUCCAGGAACAAUACCACCUUUUGAUCCUAGAUUAAAGAAAGGCGCUAUUGUUGGUGUAGUGAGUGAUUCUAAACCAGGUGUGGUUAUGGCUGUGGGUGUAUUACUUGAGGAUAUGACUGUGUAUGAUCGUGUGAUUGGAAAGUCUGGGGUUGCCGUGGAAAUAAUUCAUACUUAUUCUGACGGAUUGGCCAAGUUUAAUAAAGAAAUCGACGUGGAAAUUCCUGCAAGUGUUAAUACCGAAAUUCCAAAAGAAGAAGAAGAACAACCUGAAACUCCAUUUGAUUCAACAAGAGAGGACACGCUUUUACCUGAAGGUGAUGAAACGCCAGUUGUAGAAGAAGCAUAUGAAAAUUCUCCAAUAGAAGAGCUCACAGAAGAAGUAGCUAAACUCACAAUAGAGGAAAUAGACAACUUCUUUAUUAGAUCACUUUUCCAAACAAUCAAACUUGAAACUGUCGAACUUCCAAUUCCUUCGUCAAAAUUCAUGUCCAUGUACAUAUACAAAAACCUUCCCAAAGAUGUUGACUACAAUAUCAAACAAACAUCAUGGAAGAAAACUGCCAAGUUUCUCAAGGCAAUGACAAAAUUACAAUACCUCGACACAAAAGGUAAAGAUGAUGAUCUCACAAUUAUCAAAUUGAUGGAUAUAAAAUCACCAAUUAUACAAAGUUUUGAACCUCACAAGAUUAAUAAACCAAAAUCGAACCAAGAAGAAAAAAAUAAGAAUGAUAUGAAAAUUUCAUUGCUUUAUAAACCUACAUCCAAAGCUAGAAUGUUCUUUAACAAGCUUGAUUUGAAAUAUGAUGCGAUUUACACUGCUAGUGAAUUGAGAGGGAUGUUUGAAACUUAUGUCAAGAAAUUCAAUUUAGUUUCUUCAAACCCAAAAUCGAUAAACUUGGACGAUAUAAUAUCUAAAAUAGUCAAUAAACCACUUGGUACUCCAAUUCCAAGAGACCAAGCUUUCAGAGACUUCCAGAAGAAUUUCUCGCCAUAUUACCAAAUUGCUUCUGCUAGUCAAUCGGAAAUAUUCAAAGGAGAACCUCCAAAAAUCAACAUUGUUACUGAAAUGAAAAUUGGUAGAAAGAUAAUUACCCGUGUUUCUAAUUUUGAGAAAUUUUAUAUUAAACCGGGUGCAUUUGCCGAAGAAUUACGUAACAAAUGUUCAGGAAGUUCAACAAUUGGACAAGCAGUGCACAACCCUGCCAUCACCGAAGUCCAAGUGCAAGGGCCUCAUGGUCCUUUAAUCAUAGAAAUCUUGAAAUCUAAAGGUAUACCCAUCCUGGCUAUUGACUUUGAAGAUAAGGUCAAGAAAAAGAAGAAAAGAUCGUAA
Spathaspora passalidarum NRRL Y-27907 is the source of this 1674-nucleotide messenger RNA. RefSeq lists its product as uncharacterized. Lineage: Eukaryota; Fungi; Ascomycota; Pichiomycetes; Serinales; Debaryomycetaceae. Gene Ontology annotation, biological process: formation of translation preinitiation complex; translational initiation. The transcript has a single exon. Gene Ontology annotation, molecular function: translation initiation factor activity. The record is from RefSeq and is a predicted model, not a curated record. The coding region runs from base 1 to 1674 and encodes 557 amino acids.